GCGUUAAUUAUUACCGUUCGCUCUUUUUAUCGUGCUCAUUUCUCGCGGCGAUAAGAUUAGAACAGUCAUAUGUCGCACUGCAGCGCCACUUUUGUUAAGAAAUCGUCCUUUAAAUUUUUGCUUGGCAAUUGAAUAACAAAGUAAACGUUAUUUCAUGCGGAAAAGAAGGAAAGUGAUGUUGAAAAUAAGUGUUGUGGUGUUUCGAUAUGAGAGACUAUCGUUCAACAACAGUCAUGCAUAACGUUAGGCCACUGGAAUUAAUUUCAAGGAUUAGUGAGCCGCAUCGAAGUCGGUCAUCCUCUUGGUCAUCAUGGAGACGAAACAAUGAUCUGCAGAGAUCGGAACCUCGAUUCUCUUUGCAAUAUCAGACGGACGAGAACAGUUUUCUUCUUCGUCUGAAGAUAAUCGGCGCUUUCUCAUUAGCUAAGAAGGACAUCUUUGGUGCUAGUGAUCCGUACGUACGCGUGGAGCUACAGAAGAUAGACGGUGACGUCACUGUAGAAACCUUCCUCACCAAGACCAAGAAAAAGACCUUGAACCCAGUAUGGAAUCAAGAGUUCAUUUUCAGAGUGAAACCACAGGAGCAGAAGUUACUAAUCCAGGUAUUCGAUGAGAAUAGACUGACGAGGGAUGACUUCCUGGGCAUGGUGGAGAUCCCGCUGGCGGGCGCGCCCACCGAGUCCGCCGCCGCGCCGCGCCCUCCACCCGCUAAGUACCCCCUCCGUCCGCGCAGGUCUGUUGCCAGGUCGCGUGUGCGGGGCCACAUCGAGGUGUACGCGGCGCUGGUGGGCCGUGUGGGCGAGACGGAGGAUGAGAGCGAGGCGAGUCCUGCGCCCGCCGCCGACGGCUGGGAGAUGGUGGAACCUGAAGCGCAGACCGGCACCGUGCAACCGGUUGGCACGAUCAUUCAGACGGUACCCUCGUUUACCGGUGACGAUGAAUGGGAGUUGGUGGAGACGGCUUACUUGAACCAUUUAACGAUUGGUGGUGACCCGCUGCCGCCUGGCUGGGAGGAGCGGCAGGACGCUAACGGACGCACCUAUUAUGUCAACCAUAUAGCCAGGUCCACGCAAUGGGAACGUCCUACAUUCACUCGCAAUAUAAGUACGGAAACUCAAGCGGAGCGCAUGGAGACAGCGGCCACGGAGUUCCAGAGGCGGUUCCACAUCUCAGCUGACGACGAGCACACUAACAGCCCGCAGACCGGCAACCACCAGGAGGAUAUGAGCGAUAGACGAGCGGACAGUACCUCCACUGAAGUGACACCGUUCUCUACGCCGGUGCGCUCGCCUGAACCAGCAAACGCGUCAGCAACCGCGCCCAAUGUUCCUACAGACACAUCUAAUUUAAGCAACGACUGUGAUACUAAUAUAAGAGAAGAUGAUGACGUCGUAGAUGCUCCGACGAGCGCAAACGCAGAUGUAGAUAAUGUAGUGACAACUGAAGAAACUGUAGCAACUGAAGCAACGAAUGUGAAUACAACGGAACAUGCUCAAGAUACAAGUGACAAUGAAAUAGCUAGUACUAGUCAAAUUAAUAAUAUAGAAAACGUCGCAGAUGAUACGGAAGCAACAAUUAACAACGAAAAUGACGAAUUGGUUAGACAACAAAGUAACGAGGACGCGCAGUCUCAGAGCACGGCGGAGACUAACGCAAGCGAGGAAGCUAAUGACAAUGUUGAAGAAGUACGAGUUAACGGCGAUGAAGUAACGCCAGCGGCAGAUGAUGAUGAUGAUGAAGUGGAAUUGAUAGAAAUAGUAGCAGAGUCUUUGACGUUUGAUGAGAACCACUUUAGUACUCCGACGGGAGGCAGUCCCGAGGGCCGGUCGCCGACCUCCCGCCGCCGGAGGACCACUGCCAGCUCCAUGGAUGACUCGGAGGACGAAACAGACGCGUCCACCGAAAGUACGAGAAGCAGUAGUGCCAGCUCUCAGAGUCAGAAUCUGCCGAAUAGCGAUGGGUUGCCGCCAGGCUGGAGCAUGCAGAGAGCACCCAAUGGAAGAAUAUUUUUCAUUGACCACAAUCAGAAAACAACAACAUGGAUCGACCCUAGAACAGGCUGCGCAUCCAGCUUGCCAACAGCGGCGGGCAGCAGCAGCGCGGCGGAGGCGGACGAGCUGGGCGCGCUGCCCGAGGGCUGGGAGGAGCGCGUGCACACAGCUUUCUUCAUCCGUCCGUUCUACAAGAUGAUGUUGGGCAAGUCUAUAGCGCUGCAGGACAUGGAGUCUGUCGACCUCGAGUACUACAACUCUCUCAUGUGGAUCAAGGAAAACGAUCCGUCCGAGCUGUACCUGACGUUCUCAGUGGACGAGGAGCAGCUGGGCAAGACGGUGCAGCGCGAGCUGAAGCCCGGCGGCGCCAACAUACCUGUUGAUAAUGAUAACAAGUUCGAAUACAUCAAAUUGGUGAUCCAGUGGCGUUUCGUGAGCCGGGUGCAGGAGCAGAUGUGCGCCUUCCUGGAGGGUUUCGACGGUCUGGUGCCGCUGCCUCUGCUGAAGAUCUUCGACGAGAACGAGCUGGAGCUGCUGGUGUGCGGCAUCCAGCACAUCGACGUGCGCGACUGGCGCGCCAACACGCUCUACAAGGGCGACUACCACGCCAACCAUCUCGUCGUGCAGUGGUUCUGGAGGGUGGUGCUAUCGUUUUCGAAUGAGAUGCGUUCCCGGCUGCUGCAGUUCGUGACGGGCACAUCGCGUGUGCCAAUGAACGGCUUCAAGGAGCUGUACGGCUCCAACGGACCCCAACUCUUCACCAUCGAGAAGUGGGGCACCCCUGACAACUACCCCAGAGCGCAUACAUGUUUCAACCGCAUCGACCUGCCGCCGUACGAGAGCUACCAGCAGCUGCGGGAGAAGCUGAUAAAGGCCAUCGAGGGGUCGCAGGGCUUCGCGGGCGUCGACUGAGGGCCGGCGCAUGCGCUGCGCUCGCUGGCGCGUCGUCUGCUGCUGCCCCGCCCCCGACACCGCCCGCUGCCCCGCCCACUGCCCCGCCCACACACAACGCCCCUCUGACACACACACUACAGAUUUACCAACGUAUACAUCACUAAGUGCCACCUAUCUUUAUCACUUUAAAUAUUUCACAUUCGUGUAAUUACUAUUUUAAAGCUUUUACAGAUUCUAAAACUAAAAUAUUUACUAAUCCAUGGUUUAUAGUCAAGUUAAAAACGUUCACUUUACCAUCCUACCUAUAUAACCUACGUGAAAACAGUUACAUAAACAUUACAUAAUGUAAUACAUAAUAAUAAACUUUAUAUAUAAAUAUACAUAUGACGAAAAACUUUAAAGUAACAGUUUAUAGUCAUACUAUAAACGUUAUUUCACAUAAAGUAUUCAACAAAAGCAAUAAGUUCCUUAAUAUCUUAUAUACAGUAACCGCGUGCUAGUAAAGACAGCUUUGUUAGUCAGAUUUUAGGCAAAAUAGAAUAUAACGAAAAAGUUACAAUAUUUAGUAUGAUAUGUUAUGUCAUAGUUUCAAAAGAGAUGAGACAACGAAUUUAUAACUAACUGUAAUUGCUAAUUGUCAAUUUACAUGAGCAAGCCUUUUUAAAUUGUAGAGAUUAAAAAGAACAAAUUUUAAUAUUGAUUGCAUUCGCAAAAUCUUUUCACUAAAAUAGAUUUUAAUGAAGCUU
Papilio xuthus (Asian swallowtail) is the source of this 3631-nucleotide messenger RNA. It is a transcript of the gene Nedd4, whose product is annotated as E3 ubiquitin-protein ligase Nedd4. Gene Ontology annotation, molecular function: sodium channel inhibitor activity; ubiquitin protein ligase activity; protein binding. Gene Ontology annotation, cellular component: cytoplasm. Gene Ontology annotation, biological process: protein ubiquitination; ubiquitin-dependent protein catabolic process; regulation of dendrite morphogenesis. Bases 207 to 2903 code for a protein of 898 amino acids. The record is from RefSeq and is a predicted model, not a curated record. The transcript is spliced from 18 exons. NCBI's taxonomy places the organism in Eukaryota, Metazoa, Arthropoda, Insecta, Lepidoptera, Papilionidae.